AAGCAUAAUUAUCUGAUGAUCAGAACUCUAGUUUAUCAACUCCUUGUAUAGUGAAUUUGUGUUUUUUUUUUACCACCUAGACUUUUCUGGUGCUAAAAUGUCAUCCUCCACAACUGCACGGUCAGAUGAAUUGAUUUUCUUUGUGAAUGGAAGAAAGAUAAUAGAAAAGAAUGCUGAUCCUGAAAGAAUGUUGUUGUCUUACUUACGAAAAAGACUCCAUCUUACAGGAACAAAAUAUGGCUGUGGGACAGGUGGCUGUGGAGCUUGCACUGUGAUGAUAUCAACAUACGAGCCAUUUUCCAAGAAGAUACAACAUUGUUCUGCCAAUGCUUGCCUGAUUCCCAUCUGUUGUCUGUAUGGUGCUGCUGUUACCACUGUGGAAGGUAUUGGAAGCGUAAAAUCAAGAAUUCACCCGGUUCAGGAAAGGAUUGCCAAAUGCCAUGGCUCUCAGUGUGGUUUCUGCACCCCUGGAAUGGUGAUGUCCAUAUAUGCAUUACUGAGAAAUCACCCUGAACCCACUAUGGAGCAGAUAUCUGAAGCACUGGCUGGAAAUUUAUGCCGUUGCACUGGCUACAGGCCAAUAAUUGAUGCGUGUAAGACUUUUUGUAAAGACUUGGACUGCUGUAAAAUUAGAGAGAAUGAAAACUGUUGCUUGGACCUAAAAGAAAACCUACUGCUUUCUGAGAAGGGUAAAGAAAUUUGCACAAAAUUGUUUGCUACAGAUGAAUUCCAGCCCUGGGACUCAACUCAGGAAUUAAUAUUUCCACCUAAGCUACUGCUAAUGGCAAAAGAGCAGCGAAAAAGAACUCUAGUUUUCUAUGGGGAAAGAACUACAUGGAUUUCUCCUGUUAGUUUAAAAGAGCUACUAGAGCUGAAAGCCAAGUACCCAAAAGCACCUCUUGUUGUAGGAAACACCAGUGUGGGUAUGUAA
Alligator mississippiensis (American alligator) is the source of this 931-nucleotide messenger RNA. Its product is annotated as aldehyde oxidase. The record is from RefSeq and is a predicted model, not a curated record. Lineage: Eukaryota; Metazoa; Chordata; Crocodylia; Alligatoridae. The transcript has 9 exons. The coding region runs from base 98 to 931 and encodes 277 amino acids. Gene Ontology annotation, molecular function: iron ion binding; oxidoreductase activity; flavin adenine dinucleotide binding.